Molecule: messenger RNA, 295 nt
Organism: Closterium sp. NIES-67
Lineage: Eukaryota; Viridiplantae; Streptophyta; Zygnematophyceae; Desmidiales; Closteriaceae
Source: the annotation of a GenBank genome assembly
AUGCAUGCCGUUAUGGCGCAUUGAAACUAAGAUUGCAAAAAAAAAAAAAAAACUUUUGCAAGGCCUCGAUGAAAGAGAGAGAGAGAGAGAGAGAGAGAGAGAGAGAGGAGAAGAGAGAGAGAGAGAGAGAGAGAGAGAGAGAGAGAGAGAGAGAGAGAGAGAGAGAGAGAGAGAGAGAGAGAGAAGAGAGAGAGAGAGAGAGAGUGACGAAGGCUCGAGCGCUGAAGGGAGAAGGCAUGAAUAUCAGCCAUGCCCCUUUUGCAAUUGAACAUGAGCCACUCUCCUGCCAACUGAA